AUGGGGAGCUCAACGUCGAAAUUUCGUAAAGCGCUACAGCGCGGAGAAGGAGUUGAGGCCAUGCACAUUUAUCUGAAAAACCCAGACAUAAAACGUAAUCUAGACCCCAACCACAGUUUUGGCGUUAAUCACGGCCAUAAUACAGCACUACAUUACGCUGCUUUGCACGGUAUGAAAGCUUUUGUGCGAGAAUUCCUAGAGGAGCACGCAAACCCGAACAUUCGAAAUGCUUUGGGCCAAAAUUCUCUACACUGUAUUUGUUCCGUGACGCACAUGUACCAGGUGAAUGAGUCAUCUGUUGACAAGACCAGGGCUGAGUGUUUGUCUAAUCUUUUAGCUUGGAAUUCAAGCAACCAAGAGGAAAUAGCCGCCGAGAUAGAUGGAAAAGAUGAGGUAUAAAAUUAGUUGACGAAGUUAUAGCAAGUCCAUGUGAUUGAAAGAACUUCCGCUUGUCGUGGCUUAGUGAGUUUCACUCUGAUAUCUUCGAGACGCUUAUAUUAUUCAUUUAAUACUCGAUUGUCUUCAUCAAAGCAAACAAGUUUUGGUAUUUAUUCAUCAGUUGUAAUUUACUCGUGGAUGCCAGUGAAAAUGUGUCAAAAAAAAAACUUUUAUAGAAAUACUUUUGCAUUUGAAAAAGUAGAGUACAAUAUUAAAAUACAUGUACAGUAAAGAAAUUGGGACUAAAAUGUCGAAAAAAAACGUUUUUGAUUUUUCCUUUUUUGGUAUUUGGUAUCCAUUUUUUUAACGCAACUGUUUCACACAUGAUAGUUUGUGUCAGUUUUUUCAGUAAAAUUCAUGUAUGCUGUAUAAAGUCUGGGAGAUGACAAAAUUACAUAAUUCAGGUAGAAAACAUGACAGCAAUUUUAUUGAGUCUAUCAAAUCUAAAAAAGCAGGUGCAGCUUCUUAGCAAACAUAAAUGGAGUUACUUUGAAUUUUUUUGCAUUCAGACAGUCAAGUUUGUUUUCAUCAGAAAAAUAUGUAUGAUGUAAUCUAAACAGAUAAUGUUGAAAUUCAGUGAGAGAAAAAGAUAUAGUCUGUUGCAAAAUAUAGUCAGUCAUAAUUCCCCACAAUUAUUGCAGGCCUGCAAAUACCAUUUUUCUCUUUAGGAUGAAUAUAUAGACAACAAACCAGAAAUGUUGUCUGACAUACACUAAAUAUAUGUUAACUUUUAAUUUCUUUAAUUACUAUGCAAAUCUUAAGCUACAAAAUAUCUUUGGUAUUUGAUCUUUGUGGUCAUCAUGUCUGAUUGCUGGAAGGAUUUUAUCAGACAUGGAGAAAUGUUAUUAAAACAUUGAUCAGAUCAGAAGUUUUUAAGUAAUUUGUGUGUUGGAUGGAACAAAUUAUUAAUCAGUAUGCAUACAAGCCUGUUUGUUUGAAAAAUUAUUAAUAGAACUAACAAACCAUGGCAGGAUCAGCUCACUCGGUAGAGCGCUUGACUGCAGAGCGGGAGGUCGCGGGUUCAAUUCCCGGGGCCGGACCAAUACUCAGGGUCUUAAAAUAACUGAGAAAUGAUAGUACUUUCUUUGCCCUGCAGGCGGCUGAACCUUCGCGUGGCUCGGAUGACCAUGUAAAAUGGCGGUCCCGUCUCCAUCAGGAGACAAUAAAAUAUAGUGUCCCCAAUUAGCACUUUCGUGCUAAAUACAUUGACACUCAAAUAAAGUGCAUUUUUUUUUAUUACAUGAAGCUCGAUUCUAAUUUAUUGCUGGCAAUUGAAAAUAUGUGACAAAGCAAAAGAACUUAAAACAGCCAAGUCUUCUUUUACAGCACUAAACUAGGCAGUCAGUAGUGAAUACAGUAUUAGUUAAGAGCCAAGCAACCUCAGGGUUCAAACAAAAUGGUAUAAUUUAGAUAAUGUAGAUUUACUCAAGGUUUAUGUAGAAAGUUUUCUAUAACCAAGAGGGCCAACUCAAUAGCCAAUUUUCAUCAGCAGUACUACAACUUGUAUGAUGUCUCAAUGAAAGUGGUGAAUAUUCAAUAUGGUAACAUUCUAAUGACUAUAAUAUGUGUACGUUUUUUAGGCUGGUAACACACCCUUGCAUUAUGCUGCUAGAUCAGGUCUUUUUCACUGUGUUCAGGUAAGCAUGCUCUUGCUAGGGAACAUUGCUGUGAGAACUUUACAACUCACCAGGUGAUUGGGGGAUCUUUGCCAAAACUGGGAGUCCCCAAGGGAGUCUGGGAGACUAAGCAGCUCUGCACCAUUUUUACCUGAAAUAUUAUUUUUAUUUUUAAGAUCUUGGUUGCCUCUGGUGCCUCCUUGUAUGAAGAAAAUAAAAAUGGAGAGACUGCCUGUGAUUGUGCAAUAAAAGGGAACUUUAAUGACAUUGCAUCCUUCUUGGAAUCAAGAAUGGUUUUCUCUGUAAGUAUGGAUCAUGUUUCUAAGUUAAAGAAAUCUUCAACUGAUGCCACAUGUACAUGUAUCAGAUGAAACUGGGAAGGAAUUUAAUACUUACAGAAAAACGAAAAGGCUGCUUUAACCCAUGAUUCAAAUUCUAAAUCAAUUUUGGGUUGAAUACUGGUUUAGUCUGAGGAACAAUUUUUCCCUUUAGCAAACAAUGACAACCAAAAGUCAUGCUGUAAUUAUGGGGUAGUGUAAUUAAUUAAUUAGUUAUCAUUAUUCUUAUCAUUAUUAUUUUUUCAUUUUCUUUCAAACUAUGUUCUAAGGAGAGUCCAAGUGCCAUCGCUGUUGAGGAACCUAUAUUUGUUAACACAGAUGACGAGGUAUGAUUAAUUGUAGGUGACUUGUUGAGGUGGCUGGAUACAGAUUUGCUACUGGUUUAAAAAGGAAAUAAUUAUUUUAUUAUCAUCAUUAUAUUUUAGAAACAAUAUCGAGGCCUCUGUGCGCAAGAUCUACAAGAAGCUAAGGACUUGAUGCUUGUGGAGACUGCCGAUAUGCUCAGGGUAGGAAUUGCAGUUCAAUAAGAAGUGUCUUUGUGAAGUUCAGUUCUAUCUACAUGUAGUUGAAAUAAAUUGUUAGCAAUUAAAUAAUGCUCUCAAGAUCUCAAAGGACUCAUUUGAAAGUGUUUGUUUUGUCCUCUUGGACCAAGGGAGAAAAAUCAACAACACAUUGAACCCACAGAUGGUGUCGAUCUCCACACUACCGCCCCCCCCCCCCAACCCUGAUUUGAACACAGGCCACAGUGAUAGAAGACAAGUGCUCUCACAACCAUGCCCUUUGAAACCGAGAAUUAUUUAACUAAACAUGAAGUCGUGUUGUUCUUGUUUAGGUACCAUUAUUCACUGCAGAGGGUCUGCUGCGGAACCAUGGUUAGUGAAGUUUCGUCAGCAUAUAACCAUUACCUGUUAACAAUACCCAACAUAUCUUCAGGAAAAUUCAGAUUCAGUAGGAAUUGCUUUUCUAAAGAUUUUUAUCGUGGUGUUAAUUUUUUUAUUGGCACUGUGCCUUAAUAAUCUUUUGAAAGUCUGUCAUGUCUUAACUUUAAUCCAGCCACAGGCUCAGUUUCACAACCAUGGACAAAAGAAGUCUGUAAAAUGUUUUGUCCAUUAAACUGUGGCAGGGUAAUGGUGAGUUUUUCAUUGUACGUGUAGAUUGGUCCAAGGAGGCUCUGAUUGAAGCAUGGAUGACUGAUCCUGUUGCUGCUUGUGAAAAAGCUGGAGUUACUCUUCCAGAGAGUAAGAAAGUGUUAUAAUACUGUAAUGUAAAGUUGAUGUAAUGUAUUGUAGUUUUUGUUUGCUUUUGAAAAAUAAGUAUUUAUGAUAUGUCUGGAAUCCUUAUUUCUCACUAUACAAUGUCAGAUCAAUACGAUUUAAGAAUGUCAGGCCCUUGAAAAACCAACACACUGUUAGCUGUUAUGAUUGAGUCAGAAAAUGCUGAUCUUUCAUUUCCGUGUCAUCAAGAUUGUAAUGUGUGUCAUCAACUCCUGACUUCUAGUGACCAGCCAAGGAGCUUGCUAAAAUGGUUGUAAAGACAAUGAGCAAUUGGCUUUAAUAUUAUUGUUGUGGGCAUGCACAGCUCCAGUGCUCAAGAAUGCCUGUGAAGCUAGCAGGAUUGCAACAGGAAGGCAAUUAUUAAGGAGGCUUUCUUAACUCUAGUAAAACAUUUUUGUGCGAGAAACUGCCUUGUUAGCCAACCAUGGGCCCAUCAGGAGUUUCCAUUCUUAACACAACCACUUAUAUGUAGCAUAGAGGUUGAAAUAUAUUGAUUUUUUUGGCCUUUUCUCUUUCAUGUAAACCAGAUCAUCAGACAGGCAAUGCUGAACUUGAAGAGAAAGCAAAACUUGCCAGAAAAAGUAACUUUAGAAGUUCUGUGAGUAUGCAUGAAUUCAUAAGAAAUGUGAUUAUCCAACAUUGCGACUUGUCUCCAUGGACAUAGUUCAGGUCUUAUUUUGUUUUCUUUUAGAUAACUUUUUCUUGAUUCAUGUUUUGUUUGUUUGCUGUUCAUAGGAGGUUUGUUCUAUCUGUGUGGAAGAAAUAGUCUAUGAAGAUGUUCCACUAUCUCUUUCCUGUGGUCAUGAAUUCUGCCGCUCCUGUUGGGAGAGGUCUGUACAUGUAUUUAAAGUCUAUAAUCUUUCUGUUUUUCUGUCUAUAAAUGUUGUUUUCUGCUGGGUGAGAAAUGAAAGAGGCAGAAAUAUUUUUCUCACACACAUCUGGGAGUCUGGGUACUAGUGUGUUGAGGGUCUUGACUUGUCAUAUGAUUGGUUGUAAUGUACCAUUGCCUGACCUCCCACCCACCCACCCACUCUUGAAGCUGAGUAGUUUUAAGCGAUUGCCUCUGAAGGUCAUUUACUAUCUCUUUCAUAGCUACUAGUUUCCCUCAGGAUAUAUUUUUAGUUAAACAUUAUGUUCUUCAUGGCAGAUACUUAAAUGAGAAGAUUAAAGAUGGAAAAGCACAUGGUAUUCAGUGUCCUGCAUUUGAUUGUAGUGCUUUAGUGCCUGUGGUGAGUAGUUUUUAAUAAUGUAAACAAACAAACUUGCAGUAGAAAGAGAGUUUUUAACCUGCACCUGCACCUGCACCUGCACCUGUAGUCAUGGUGACUGUUGGGGUGUCAUGGACCUAGCAACUCUUUCCCUCCAUUUGAUUUUGUUUUCUUAUUUUCUUAGGGCAUCACAAAACUUCAAUCCUGUCCACUCAAAGAUGUUAUUCUCCCAACGCUUUUUUUGACAGCCUCUUCUUCUCCCUCCUUGCACUGUUCCUUGUAAGAUUGCCUUUUGCCUUGACAAGCCCUGCUGAUCUUGAUACAUGCCCAAACCACUUUCACUUGCGUUUCUUUACCGUGGUUAAAAGAUGUCAUCAUAGGGCCCAAUUUCCUGCCUGAUUCUGUCUCUGACUGCAUUGUUAGUGAUGUGGUCUCUGUAUGAGAUGCUAAGCAGUUUCUUAAAGCAUCUCAUCUCAGUGGCCUACAAUUUCUUUAGGAUGUCCACUGUCAAUGUUCGGGUAUUGCAGGUAUACAACUGUACUGAGAGAACCAGGGAGAGCAUAAGUCUGAUCUUUGAGCUUAGAGAGAUAUGCUUAUCAUUCCAGAUGGUCUUCAGUUUCGCUAGUGCUGCUGUUGUCUGUGCAAUUAUGGACAGUACUUCAGGCAGCUUAGGAACUUGAUCUGUGAUGACUGCGCCCAGAUACCUUUACUUUAAGCUGUCAACCUUGUCCAAUUUUUCACCAUUGAUCCUGAUCUCCAUGCUGAUGCCAUUUGUGUUGUUGGUCAUCAGUUUGGUCUUAAACCACUUAUAGAUAUAUUCUCUCAAUAAAAUAGUAACGUUUUUUCUAUUGUCACUGAUCCUUUUGUUGUUGUUUUUUAACUCUAGGAAACUAUUGAAAGCCUUGUCUCAAGAGAGAUGGCAAAGAGAUACCUUCAUUUUGAUAUAAAGGUCUGAAUUUAACAAUAUUGUAUAUUUAAAGUCUUUACAUUCAUUCAAAUGGUACUGCGCAUACCUAAAAAUAUCAUUUUGAGGGUUUCCUAAGUCAUGGUUUUCUUAUUUUCAUGUUUGACUUUAGUAGAUGGAGUGACUUAAAUUAACUAUUAAAUUUCAACCUUUUAAGCAAGCCUUUAGGAACCAUUUCCAGUUUGUUCACAGAUGCUUAUAACUCAUAUGAAUGGCACAAUAUAUAUUAUUUCAUAAAUGACGAGUUGUAACAUACUUUUGGCAGGAAUUUGUUGAGAGUAAUCCCAGUUUGAAAUGGUGUCCAUUUCCUCGGUGUGGCCGAGCUGUGCGUCUCCCACUUAGCAUGCUACCCUCAUCACCUGUUGCUCGGGAAGUGAGCUCAUCAGAAGAAACAGAACCCAUGAUUGUAGACUGCGGUCAAGGUCAUUUUUUCUGCUGGUAAGUUAGUAAGCAUAGGAUACUCACCAAUAUAUGCAAAGAUCAAAGUGAAAGAAGGGGCCUAUGCUAAUGGAGUGUGUUUGGUAUGGAUACUUUACAAAUUACUUAGAGUCAGUGGAAGAACUCAGAAAAGGGUUAGUGCCUAAUCGCAGUGAAUGGGAUAUAAAUCUUUCACAGGAGAAGUCACAGAGAUUAGCACAGGCUACCCACUUUCUACUAAAAGCACGGUUCCCAUUAAGUAUACACUAUUUUGAUCUAGGUUUUGUCAGUUUAGAGAAAUGUAUGAUGUUUUCAAUCUCAUUUCAUACUCCUUGUGAACAAAAUCAUUUAAUGAUAAAGUUGGAAGCCCUGAAAGGAUCUUUUCACAUUCUAUACUGCAAGAAAUAAAAGUUGGAAACUGAGAGUGGUUUAUACUCACAUGGGUGAAGAUCAUUAAGAUUGUCUUAAAAGCAUAUUUUGUAGAAAUGGAGCAAUUUGUUUGAAACAGUUUUCUUGAACCUCAGGCACUGUGCACAGGAAGCCCAUGCUCCUUGUAGCUGUGAACUGUGGCGUAAAUGGCGGAAGAAAAUUGCAGAGAUGAUGCCAAAGAUACCAACCACAAAAGGUCAACUAAAUUCUUACUGCUACAGUCAGUGUCUGGCACUAUAAGUAUCUGUCUGGGACAGGUGUCUACCUUGUGACAAAUAUCCAAGAAAAUGACCCAAGAAUGGCAGGAUUACCAACUUAAGGUUGCCAUUCUCGGGAAGUGGUUCUGAAAGAGCUGAAUGCAUUAUAGCACAUGUUUUGCAGUCAUUUAGAACUGCUUUAAGCUUUGUUUGCAUGAAGGGAGAGUGAAGGUCCAUUGAGGAGCUUCCCCUUCUCUAUUUGUGUCCGAGCUUCUUUGCAUAAGAGGUGUGGCUACCCUAGGCUAGGUAGAGGGUUACCCUAUCUGCUCUCGAUGACAUUGUAACUCUACUAGGAAGGUUAAUUUCUUUGUGGCCUUGUAAAAUGGUCCCGCUAUGGUUACACUCCUAAAGGGAGUCAAGUGAAAGUUCAAGUCAAAAUACCAUAUAUGCAAGUUUCAGUGGCAAGAUAGCUCUUCCCUUAACCUUGUUUAUGUUAAGAGGAUUAUCCUCCUCCCUUUUCAAACAGGGCUUAAGACUUUGCUGACAACUGCAUUUCUGCUCUGAUUUGCGUUUUAGAUGUUUCCGAGUGUCCUGAAACAGAAGUUGUUGCAAACACCUUAUGGCUAGUAACAAACUCUAAAUGCUGCCCUAACUGCAAGUGAGUCAGCUAGUUUUUUUGUUGGACAGGCUUACUCACAGGCAAUGUUGUGAAAUCAAGAAAUAUUGCACUUCCCCACACCUGCAAAGUUUUGCAUGUACUGUACAUGUUUUAGUGCAACAUUAGUCAGUUAGAGAGUAUAAUUAUUGGUAAAAGCUUUAUUUUGAUACUGAAGCAAAAGCACACAGAUUACUAAAUAUAUACACACUACUGGAAGGUCUAGAAGAUUUCUUUUGUUAGCACACAUUUUACCUACAGGGAAUUGCAAACUACAGUAUGCUUUAUGGUGUCAAGUUAUGCAAUGAUUGUUGCUUUCUAGAUCGCCCAUUCAGAAGAAUGAAGGAUGUAAUCAUAUGAAAUGCACAAAAGUAUGUAUCUUUUAACUGGAUUAUAAUUAUUUUUUCUUUCCAUUGAUCUUUUAGCAUUUAGCUCUUCCCCUUCACAAUAUCUGCAUGUUUGAUAACUUUGCUGAUUUAUUUUUUUCUUGGUUUGUUUUAGUGUAAACAUGAGUUCUGCUGGGUUUGCCUUGAACAGUGGAAGAAACACAGUUCAGCUACAGGAGGUUAUUUUAGGUUUGUACAACAAUAAAUUCUUCACCAGGUUGAGCCAAUUAAUGUACAGUCCUGACAUUAUACACUAUCGUAAAAAAAGCAAAAGACGUGUGUGUUAACCAUGACAGGUUUAGCUCAGUCAGUAGGGCCCUGACCUGCAGAAGGAGGAGGAGUGGGGGGCAGGUUGUGGGUUUGAUCCCAAGUGUGCAUUAAUGACAGCAGUUUUACCUCAGUCAGGAUGUUAUUGGUUCAAUCCCCAGGGUCAGACCAACACUUAAGGUCUUUAGAUAAAAAGUGCGCAUCAACUGCAUCAGGUUUUGCUCAGUCAGUUGAGUGCUGGAUUGCCGAGCAGGAUAUUGCUGCUUGAAUCCUCAGGGCCAGACCAACACUUAGGGUCUUAAAUAGGCAUGAAAGUGUGUGUUAACUGCAACAGGUUUGGCUCAGUCAGUAGAGCAAUGGACUUCAGCAGGGGAGGGGAGGUUGUGGGUUUGAUCCCCAAGGCUGGACUAACACUAGGGGUCUUCAAAAAAAAGAGAAACAAAGGUACUGCGUCCUUUGCCCAGAAAGCAGAUUAGAGACCUUCACUAGGCUUGGAUGAUGACAUAGAAAUUGCAGUCUCUUCUAAAUUAAGCCAUUAAACUAGGUUUAUGUGACAAACAUUCUGCAUACUGCUAAGAACAUUUUAUUUAAUAUUUUAUUUUUUAUUUGCAGGUGUAAUAGAUUUGAAGUAGUGCAAAAAGUAGAAACAGAAUCAGCUAAGCUAGUGUCAGAGGUAAUGUUUUUUUAAAUCCAUUCUGUAAUAUUACUUGAAAUAAAAAAUAUAUAUAUCUAUAAGUGAUAGUUGUAUCUUUAGAGGCAAGUAUCAGAAAACUUAAAGAAGUACGGCAGAAGUAUAUGCUUCUGAAUACGGCUUAUAGCGGCUUGGUUAUUGCUGUUCGAUAGGAUUCACCAUAGUAGAACAAAAGGUAUACAAGACAGGUAACUAGAUUGUUUAUAUGUACACGUAACUCGUUUUGUGUUUCGUGUUUAAAUCAGUUUUGUACCCUCCAAGCUUAGCUUCAGACUAUAUCCAUGUCUCCCUACCCUUCUGAAAUACUCGUUUGUCAUUUAUUUUAACAGGCAAGUACAAAAAAUGCCCAAAUAGUAGAGUUGAAUUGUUUCCUACAUUACUACUCUCGCUUCAAGAAUCACGAAAAUAGUUACAAGGUAAAGGCUUUUACUCACCUGGAGUGCUUUUUACUUUCUGCUUUUGUCAGCCUUGAGGGGAGGGGAGGGGAGGGAAGGGGCUCCUUUUUCCUCAAACUUUACUUUUUUGUGUUUUAGUUUGAAGAGCCUUUAUUGGGAACAGCUAAAGAUAAAAUGACAGCUCUGGCGAUGGCUGCCAUAGAAACAGGUAAGCCAAAAUCAUUAAAGCCUUUCUAAGAUAUUAAAAGGCUUUCCCUCUUCACAAAGAUGACCCAGGGCAAACGAGAUAACAGUCCAAACAGAUUCAAGCCAGCAUUUUGAAACGUUUUUACUUGUAAGUACCCCUUAAUUCGUGUCUGUGUGAUAUUUUAUUGGCUUUUUCGUGACUGGCCAUUUUGUUACACUUCAGCAUAGCUGGAUGGUGUUGUUUUCAACUGCAGUAAUGAGGAUGGUGCAGUUAAUAUUUUAUUUCGGUUGAUUUUUUUCAUUUCAGAAGUUUUUGUUUUUCCUUUGUUUCAAAUUCAUUAGCAUGCAUAACCAUACCCCCAAACAAAGGAAAAACAAAAAUCAAGCACAACUGGGACCUUAUCGCUCUGUAUUGGCUAUUACAAGAUUGUGCGAGAAAUUAGGUCAAAAUUUCUUCCCCCAAAAUUCCCAUAGUACAAUUCAGUACUUAACCACCCAGUCUGAAGCGCCACAUCAAAAGUGCCAAUAACUUAGUGGUAAAUCAUAUCCAACAAAUCACGUUUUUUGCCCAUUGCAGUAAAAUCAAAUUUAAGUACCAAUAGGAUUAAGUUUCAUUUUGAUUAACUGAUUGAUUGUUGCUUGAUUUAUUGCAGCAUCAGCAGAUAAUGUUGAUACGUCUUUCAUCGAGGAUGCUGUGCAUGAAUUACUUAACGCAAGAAGAGUUUUACGAGCAUCAUAUCCUUAUGGUUAUUAUCUUACCGGCAAUAAAGACAAGAAAGCAAUAUUUGAGUCCAUGCAGGUUAGCGUUGUUACAUGUUUACGUUAUGAUCAGUCGUGUUUUAUUAGCUUUGCUCUCUCGUUAUUGUGAACAGCUUAAAGUCGUCCCUGAGUCCACUAGCUGCUGUUAGGUUUUGUACGACAUUGCUUUCAUUGUUGUAGUUGUUUUUUUUUUCAUCAACUGCUUAUGACGUUAGAGUUACAGAAGAGUUUGCAGAACCUGCCUCCUCCGCAGGCUUACCAAGGCAUAGUUGGGGGACACGGACUUUUAACCCUUUAAACCCUAACAUCAAAAUUCAAAUUCUCAUUUGUGAUCCCUAUACGUUUUCAAUAGAAGUAGUGGGGAGAAUUUGUUGAAGUACCAAUUAGAUUCAUCUUGUGUGAUCAUGUCCUUAAUUCUCAUGAACACUCUGUUUUAUAAAGCAGUGAUAUUACAAGGAGAAAUUUGACGCCGAUCACUCUUUGGGCUUAGAGGGUUAAAGCGGGCUGCUGGAGACUUGCGAGUGGGAGUUGAUAGCGCGAGCGGGGAGUGAUGGGAAGGAAAACGAGAGAAAAAUGAAAUACAGAUCAAAUGCACGAUUCAAGUAGCCUGCGCAUGCGUAGUAAGCGUCUCUGUGCGGUUUAGGAGCAAAGAACAAGGAACAAGAGUCAAAGACCGCGCGAAAAAUGGCGCAAGUAAAAGAGCGGGGAGGGGGUGGAGAAGAAAGGAAGGUUUACUUCCUUCCCCUCCCCCUCCCCCUCUUUCAUUUUUUGGCUCUCGUUUCAUUUCUUGCGCGGUCAAAACCGAAAAUCCCGUUCCUCGGUUUUUUUUGCUCCGAAACUAAACGGAAAACGCUUGCUACGCAGGCCACGAUUCAAGCAAAGUUAAUUUUCAGUUAGUAUAACAUUCUGUGACACUCCCCAGAUACCCCUCCACUAACCCAAUAUUAACACUCUCUUCUCGCAUUGGGCAAAGUGUUGGGUAUUUAACUUUCAAGUAUUGCUCUUUUUUUGGCCUUUAGACUGAAGUAGAAGAAGCUACUGAGACUUUGUCUCAGAUGGUGGCUCGACCUUAUUUGAGAACUCCGCGUGCAAAGAUAAUUCAAACAACCCAGCUACUGCAUAGAAAGCGACAGGACUUUUUGUUGGCUUUGUCUCGAGGGGUUAUUCCUGAUGACGAUCAGCUUUCACAGCCGACAGGCUUUGUUGACAGGUAAGUGUUUGUCUUUGCUAGAAAGGGUAGACGGGGGCAGGGGGUGUCGCAAGACAGGUUUUAAUAGCCGCACAUAGUGAAAACAAGAAGUUUGAUUUAACGCACUGCAAACAGAAGCGCGCGGAAAUCGAUCCAGCUGCACAUUGGUUUAUUCGUUACUAUCUGUGAUAAUUUAUUUGAACUUUCUCUUACUUGUGUGUUUUUAUUUCAGGCUAAGUCUGAUUUCACAUUCAGGUGCUAGUCAAGACAGUGAGGUAACUUUAAAGCCUCUCUUUACUCACUGUAUAAAUUGGUAAUAUAUCUCAUUAGGUUGAGAAAUUUACUUCACAUCUUAUUUGUGACCUUAACAUUGAUCACAGUCCCUGGUUCAGGGCUAUCUUCUACUUGUCCCUCUGAAAAGGAGAGAACCCUGGGAACGAGGUUGCAACUUUAUCCUACUGGUAGACAACUCCUAUAUCCCUUUUCUGCGUGCUACCACCACUAGGAAUUUCCAACCUGUUUUGUCCCAAGAAUAGUCUCACUUAUUCCUGUCACUUCCCAGUAAAGCUAACAGAGGUGACCUGUCCCACUCCAGUCGUCUUCAUAACAAGCGUAACACGGGAGAGUGAGGUGUUGCGGAUAGCGAGAAAGCGAGAGAGAGAGAGAGAGAGAGAGUGCCGUCGUUUUUCUUCUCUUUCCCCCUGCCAUUAUCUCUUGCUCCCUUGCCACCUCGCACUCAUCUUAACAAUGCAAACUUGGGUUUGAAAAUUCGACCAAAGGUCCAUAUUAAAACACCAGGAUAGUUAACCCUAACUCUCCCCACUACUUCUAAAGGAAAUGAAUAGGGGCAACAAAUGAGAAUUCAAAUUUUGAUCUUAGGGUAUAAAGGGUUAAAGUAUAAUUGCAUCACUCUUGGCAAAAACAUUCAAAUAUCACUAUUCAAAUACUUCAACUUAUUCUUUUUCAGUCUGAUGAAGAUGAGAGCAACCUUGAUGAAAUGCUGUCCUCACUUGAGCAGUCAAUUCUCAGUUCACGUUUAGCGAAGUUGGGUAUAAAACAGAGCGGUGAUAGGGCAGAAGGAGAACAAGCCACGCCCCUUGAAGAUAGAGUCAACUGCGAAACUAUUCACAAAAAAUUCAACAGGACUUCCUGUUACUUAUGUGAACAUGGCUACAGCUCCAACAAGAAAGAAGAGAGAAAGAAAAGUAACUUGAAAUCUUGUCCUUUGUUUGCUGUCAAGGAAAAGAGGAAGCUUAUUUAUCAUUCCAGCUUGUAUCAAACGCCACGCGCCGUUAAUAACUUUCGACUCUUGUCUGUGUGUCACUAAAGAGCAUUUGGUGAUUUACGCGUAGCUUGGUUUGAAAUUGCUACUCCCCUAAGCCCCUUCUUCCUCCUCAGGCGCGCGCUUCUUUUUACCCGUGUUUCUUUCAGGCGCGAGCGCGAAACGCGAGUGACUGGUACGGGUAGAAAUCCUCGUAUUGUGCAUUUCUGUUAAUUUAUUAUUUUUGUUGUUGUUGUUGUUUGCUUUAGAACGUCACCGCCAAAGCCAGCCAGCUGAUUUUAAUGAAGAAAUUGAUGUAGAUUUUAUGAGGGCCAUUCAUCUUUCCCUGCUACAACACAGCACUCCAGCCAAUCACAGAAGCCGAGAAUCAAGCUCUUCUAGUAGCUCAGCAAGCUCAAACAGAGAUCAGACACAGCCUAGGCAAGACAUGGCCGCCGCCAUGACAGUGUUCUCUACUGACGAUAGUGCCUCUCUACAAAGAGCCAUAGAGUUAUCACUUCAAGAUUCUGCUGUAGGAGGUAGCUAUUAACCCUUUAAACCCUAAGAUCAAAAUUUGAAUUCUCAUUUGUUGCCGUAUUCAUUUUCUACAAAAGUAAUAGGGAGAAGUUGAUAAACUAUCAAGCAAAUUCAUCUUGUGUGAUCAUGUCUGUAAUUCUCAUGACCACUCUGUUUUAGAAAGCACUGAUAUUACGAGGAGAAAUUUGAUGCUGAUCACUCUUAGGACUUAAAGGGUUAAUAAACUUGAUAAGCAUGCAUUUUCUUCACACUCUUCUCAAUGCAUUUCCCAUGGUACUAAUAAGGAGAAAUUGAAUAACAAUCCAGACCGUUUUUACUUGCUCAUCAGUUUCUCAUCAGCCUCAUGUUUGAUCAAACAAUGGUACUGUAAGGAAAAAACUACAUGUUGGUUAUUUCUCCUCGAUAGCUAAAAUAAAUUGUUCUGUCUUAUAAAUUUAAAAGGUUCUUGUCGGCCAUAGUGUUUAGUUUCAAUGAAGCUGCCAUUUUUACUAACUUUUGGCAAUGUUUUUUCCCUCAGAUAUAUCCUCGUCUCCUGAUGACGAUAUCAAAAGAGCCAUCAGACUCUCACUGCAGGACAGUGGUCUGCCCCCAGCGGGUAGUGAUGGCAGUGGAAACACGGACAGGUCAUCUUCUCAAAACCAGCAACCAACACUUCCAGCAGAUAGUGACAGUGAUAGUGAUGAUGAAUUCGUUGUUUAGGUAUCUCCCUCCCUCCCCUCUCCCUCCCCUCUCCUCCAUUGAAUUGGGUAAACUGCUGUUACCUACUGUAGCCAACAUGGACGUGUGAAAUCCUACGCCAUUUUCUCAAUCUCUUCACUGUCAAAACAGCCGAUCCACUGCGCCGCCUCUUAACGCGACGUCUGUGCGUCCCUUUUUCUUUCGAUAUCAAUACGAUUGACGUCAAUCGAAUUACUAUCGGCAAAUAUCUAAAUAUCUUCCAAUUUUGGUCAAUGCUAGUUGGUUAUGAAUAAUUAGCGGGGAGAUUUAAGCCAUUCAGAAACGGUAAAUAUAUUUUGAAUGCCAUGAUAAAUAAUGUUAAAUAUAAUUUCUCUAUACUUUUACCUAGAUAUAUUAAGGGGAUGUCUUUGACGAAAAUGUCAUGAUUUGCUAACAACGAGACGUCAGUGUAAUUUAGAAUAACUCUAACGCUAAAUAUGUUCAACAUAAAAUGUUGAAAGUAGGUUUUUUUGUUUGUUUUUUGUUCGUCUGUUUUUUCGUAUGGUUUGCGCUUACUCAUACAUUAUGCGCAGUGUCUGGAAUAUGACCACUGUGGUAAGGGAGCGGUGUUUGGGGGUUGGGGGAAGGGGAGCUUACCCACACCUCCUUCUCCAUGCUACCGCUACACGAGACAGACCGUGUGGUCCUUUCCUAUACUAUCAUAAUAUUCAAUUGCUGGCAUACAGGUUUAACCUGCAUGAAAGUUUAUCGAUUAGGUUUUGUGUAAGUAGCUCAUUUUAAUACUUGUCGCCAUUUUUAUUGUAUUGUAAGAACAAAAAAUCAAGUAAUUGGUGUUAAUUAUAUUAGAACGGCAUACAUAGAUCCCAGUAAAUUUGAAGGAACGA
Molecule: messenger RNA, 14769 nt
Organism: Porites lobata
Lineage: Eukaryota; Metazoa; Cnidaria; Anthozoa; Scleractinia; Poritidae
Source: the annotation of a GenBank genome assembly